AUGUGCGCUUCAAAUCCAGAAUCAGUUAUGUAUUUAGGUAAUGCUCAAAGGCCAAAUUAUAGUAAUGCCUACUACAUGAAGUGGCAUACUCAGCUGUGGAACACCCAACAACAACAAAUUCAGCAACCACAGGAUCAAGGGAAUCAGUCAACUAGCAACAUGGAAGAAAUAUUGAAGCAGCUCCUAGCUAGUCAGACACAAUUGGCUGCAGACAUAAAAAAUUCACAUGCUGCUCAGACAAGCUUAAAGAUUCAAGUAGGGAAGAUACAACAAACAUUAAAUACUAGGCCACAAGGUAGUUUGCUAGCAGAUAUAAAAAAUCUAAAGCAGGUUAUGGCAAUCACCUUGAGGAGUGAGACAGAUGUUGCUGAACUAGAAAAGAAACAAGUGCUGCCACUACUCUUUCCUCAAAAGCACAUGAAAACGAAGGAGGAUGCAAUAUUUAAGAAAUUCUUUGACAUAUUCAGAGGACUUCAGAUUAACUUACCUCUGUUAGAUAUUUUACAGGGUAUGCCCAAGUACGCUAAGUACUUGAGGGAUGUGGUUGAUAAUAAGGUGAAAUUACAGGAUGUGGGAGUGAUAACACUUACUGAAGAGUGUAGAAUUGUAAUGACACAGAAAAUCCCUAAGAAAUUGAGAAAUCCAGGAAAGUAUACUCUCCCUAUCCAAAUUAGGAGUAAAAUGGUCCGUGCAUUGAGUGACUUAGGGGCAAGCAUAAAUUUGAUGCCCCUAUCUCUGUUUGAAACAUUGGGAUUAGAAAAGACUAGAUCGACCAUUGUGGUUUUGCAGCUCGCAGACGGAUCCAUGGUAUAG
This is a messenger RNA of Capsicum annuum, 813 nucleotides long. RefSeq lists its product as uncharacterized. NCBI's taxonomy places the organism in Eukaryota, Viridiplantae, Streptophyta, Magnoliopsida, Solanales, Solanaceae. The coding region runs from base 1 to 813 and encodes 270 amino acids. The transcript is spliced from 2 exons. The record is from RefSeq and is a predicted model, not a curated record.